Dictyostelium discoideum AX4 is the source of this 1038-nucleotide messenger RNA. RefSeq lists its product as hypothetical. Lineage: Eukaryota; Evosea; Eumycetozoa; Dictyosteliales; Dictyosteliaceae. The record is from RefSeq and is a predicted model, not a curated record. The coding region runs from base 1 to 1038 and encodes 345 amino acids. The transcript has 2 exons.
AUGAAUGAAGAGCAAGAAAAUGAAAUCUUAGCAAUAUCAUCAAUUUAUCCAGAUAGUUUUAGUGAAAUUGAAACAAUUGUUGGGGAAGAAGAAAAUGAUGGUUUUGAAGAUAAUGAUAGUCAAUAUUCAAAAAUUUAUCAAGUUAUAAUAACACCAAAUAUAUCAUGUCUUGAUGAAAAUAGUUUAGAAGAUAAUAAUAAUAGUAAUAAUAAUAAUAAUAAUAAUAAUAAUAAUAAUAAUAAUGGAUUAAUAAUUGAUACAAGUUAUGAUUAUUUGAUUUAUUUUAAAUUUAAAUAUACUAAAGAAUAUCCAUCAAAUGAACCACCAAUUAUAUCAAUUAAAGCUACAUGGCUUCAAAAAUCGGAUCAAUCAAUUCUAUUAUCACAUUUAGAAGAUCUUUGGAACCAAAAUGAAUUGGUGAUAUUUCAAAUGAUAUCUUGGCUUCAAGAAGAGUCAAUAGAAAUUUUAAAUAAUCAUUAUAAAUCUAUAAAAAAGUUUAGUCAUUAUCAUUUAAAAAAAUCUUUAAAUACUCAACAAUUAAAUCAAAAUCAAAACCAAUUUGAAAAUCAAAAUCAAAAUCAAAAUCAGAAUCAAAAUCAAAAUCAAAAUAAAGAAAAAGAAAAAGAAAAAGUACCAACUAUAUAUACUGGUCAAUCAGUUACAGAAAAGAAAUCUAAAUUUCAAGCACAUCUUGCAAUUGUUCAUUCAGAGAGAGAAGUUCAAUUAGUUUUAAAUCAAUUACUUUCAUUUAAAAAAAUUUAUGAAGCAACUCAUAAUAUGUAUGCAUAUCGUUUUCAAUUAGAAAAUGGUGAAAUCAAUGAAUAUUAUAAUGAUGAUGGAGAAGAUGGUGCAGGUGAUAAAAUGUUAUUCACACUUUCAAAGAAUCAAGCAAAAGAGAUAUUAAUUGUUUGUACUCGUUGGUUUGGUGGAAUAUUAUUAGGAGGAAGACGUUAUGUUCAUAUAGUUAAUACUACAAAAGAUAUUUUAAAUCUUUAUAAUACCAACUCAUUAUCACAAUGCAGUUUAGAAUUUAAUUAA